Molecule: messenger RNA, 4647 nt
Organism: Micropterus salmoides (largemouth bass)
Lineage: Eukaryota; Metazoa; Chordata; Actinopteri; Centrarchiformes; Centrarchidae
Gene: tmem243b
Product: transmembrane protein 243, mitochondrial b
Exons: 5
Coding region: 292-645 (117 amino acids)
Source: RefSeq, a predicted model, not a curated record
CCUUACAAUCGAUGGGUUACAAAGUUCACGUUAGUUUCUUUGGUGCGCUAUUCUACAGCCAGAGGUCAUGACGCCAAACUUCAUUCAACAUUUUGACGAUUUAAGGUAACCUACCUGGUUGGUAGAGUCACCCACCGUAAUGACCUCAUCAGUCUGUUGACACUGAUAGCUUCCCUGACACUGUAGCCAGAAGCUAGCUAGCUAGCAUGCAGCACUGGCCCGGUCUUUCCAGGAGGCAGCGCUGCUGAGAGGCGAGCAGUCAGUGCUGAGUGUGUGUCUGCCGAUCCGGCUAUGGAUGACUUCACCACCAGGACGUACGGCACCAGCGGCCAGGACAACAGACCACUGUUCGGGGAGACCUCGGCACGGGAUCGAAUCAUCAACCUGGCUGUGGGGGGCUUUACGUCUUUGGUCGUUUUAGUGACCGUUAUCUGUUCAUUUGUUUUCCCCUCGUUGCCUCCACGGCCGCUUAAUGUCUUCUUUGCCGUGUGCAUCCUGCUAACCUGUGGAUCCACAAUAGUGCUGAUAUUCUGGUACCGGCAGGGCGAUCUGGAGCCUAAAUUCAGAAAGCUGAUCUACUACAUGCUGGUGUCCAUCGUGCUGCUGUGUCUAUGUGCCAACCUCUACUUCCACAAUGUCAAGUGAAGAGGAGGAGGAAGAAGGGAAGACAUAGCCUUGACACGUGGAAGGACUACGUGGAGAGACAAACGGACCAACACAACAACAAAAAACUAAUCACACACAAACUUUGCUCCCACCUGAGCUGCAGCAAACUGACUCAGACUUGUUGGUGCUGAAACAUAAUGCACUGCACACACUCAUACACCCAACGUCACGGUAUAGAAAUCAUGAUGUACUGUAAGAGGUCAUAAAUCUGCCUGGAGAAACACUGCUGGAGGAUGAAACAGGUGUGUUUACAUGAGCAUAAACAUUGUUAUUUACAGUCAUAUCCUCUCCGCAACAACAAAUACUUAACUUUAUGACAAAACAACAGGUUUCAUAAGAGUGGUAUAUGAUGAUGAUGAUGAUGAUGAACAGUUAAAGGAAAAAUCUGCCCUUUGAUCCUGUUAGUGUAGGUCUCCAUCCUGUCUUUUUUGUGUCUUUUUACAUGUUUCUUUGCCCUCACGUUUCUGAUUAACUAUAUUUAUAUCUUUAAAAAACAGAAAGGAGGGGGGGGGGCAAACUGUUAUUUGUAUAAACAUUUUAAUCAUGCUGUCAUGAUCAACACCAAAUUUGUGAUGACUACUUCACAAUUGUUCCAAACGUUCCUGCAAACUCAAACUGGUAAAUCCAUAUCUGCUGCCUGCUCGUUUAACGGUGCAUUCAGGGUCAGAAAAUAUCACCAUGUUGGAUGACGGGAAGUGGAUCAAUGAAGAAGCCACUGUCCCAAUUCUUUACUACAUACAAAUAUGAGUGUAUGUACUACUAACUGUCAGUUUAUUGUUUUUUUUUUAGUUGGUAUACUGGAACUCAAACUAAAUGUUUUUCCAAUGAUUUAAAAUGUUAUCAUUUCAAAAUCUUCCUGGAGCUUCUUCUUCAUCACCAUCUGCAGUUUAAAAUAUUGCCAGCUGUGAGCAGCGCCUCCAGUUGCUUUGUAUAUAAAAUUUUACAUAGCACACCCAAAGAUCAAGCACUUUUUUUGUAUAUGUAAUGUAUGUAGUGUAGAAUUGGGACAGAGUCAAACACCCAGCUUGCUCUUGUUCAUAUGCAUUAUGGCAGUUAAUUGGACAGUAUUUGGCUAUAUUAUGCUGUUACAUUAUUUGCCAGUUUUCUGUCAUGUAGCGGUGUUAAAGCUCUACAUGUGAUAAUUUGGCACAAUAGUGACAGAGGACUUAAGACAGAACAGAACUUGAGGUUAGGAAACACGUAAAGGAUAAUAAUGUUGUUUUAUAUAAUUUCUGUUCACCUCAAACAAACAAAACACCACUUUCUGUGAAGGCACCACAAUUUUGAGACAGUGUGCUUUCUAUAACACCAUCCAGGUCAUCGUGAGCUGAUUUUGAAGGGCUUUAAAUGUAGGGCUUCCACCAACAAUAACUGAUAUUGGUGACUUUUGUGGCUUAUUAUUUUUAGAUUAAUUAAACAAGUCAAUAAAAUGUCAGAAAAUAAUAAAAGAGGCAUCUUCAAAUGUCUUGUUUUUCUCACCAUCAGUUCAAAACUAUAAGAGAAAAGCAGCAAAUUAUCACAUUUGAUUAGCUUGAAUCAGAGAAUGACUUGAUGUGCUUGAUAAUUGACUUAUUUAAUUACCUAAAGAGUUGACUAAUUGAUUAAUUGUUUCAGUUUUGGAGCUUCUUGGUUCAAAACCUGACAUUUUUUUUGACUCUUAUAAGUUGACAAACCUCCUGAACGCACCAUUAUAUUUGCUCUCUGUGAGUGUGUGAAAUCACAAUGAUGCUGUUUUGACCCUCUGAUUUGGGGAGGAGGUGCUCUGAAGCCUUCAGUCCUCCCAAAAACCCACAACUACAGCUGUGAAUUCUUGAGGCCACUAUGUCUUUCUAAGUGGGUUCUCUGGUUUCAUGUGUUUGUCUGACAAUGAUGAUUGUUUUAUAUUUCUAAAAAUAUUCAAACUGAACUUGUAGCUGCUGGACGUGAGUGAGUUGCCACGUAGCUUUUAACUGUUGAGAUUUUAACAGGGUGGAUUUUUCCUUUAACCACGAUGGAGAUUAUGAGCAUGUAAACACACUUGAGUGAAGCAGAAGGGGAGGUCUGCCCUUCAGUACUGUAGACUAGCACAAACUAGCUUACCCAACAAUAGGACAAGCAGCUUCAGGGUUCUGUGGCGAAUAUAUGCAACUGUUUAUAUAUAUAUUUCUUUUCCUUUCUAUCACUGCUUCUUCUCUGCUCUUUCAGCUUAUCUGUUUAUCAUGGUUGGAUUUAAUUAAUUUUCCAAAUCAAGUCUUGCUAAGAGGAUUUUUUAUUAGAAACUCAUUUAAAUGCUGAAUUACACUUGACUUACUGCCAAUUCUUGCACUAAGCAUUGGUUGACUUGCACUUGUAUCUAAGCCACACACACAGGCCAUCUGUAGCACCAAUGAAAAUUAAUGGGAACAUUCCACGUGGCUUUACACUGAAGCUGCAUAGCACAACAGAUCUUAAGAUGGAUCUGUACUUGUUUCUAUAUCACAUUGAUGUGUCUGCCAUCUAAAUUUUGCACUAAUAAUUCUGCCAUUUACAAAUCUGAGCUGGGCUUUUCCAGUGUCUGUAGCAUAAAGCAGUUUGAAGUUAGAUUUCUCUGUAGGUUUUUACAUCAAGAAUGAAAAUUCUUUGGUAUUUUAGGUACAUUCAAGCACAUUCACUGUGUUAAAACCAGGCUGGGUUUGGAUGUUGCAGGUGCGAAAAACACGGGCUAACAGACUGAUGUCUACGUUGCAGCUUUAGUGGCCCACAGCAUUCAUGGAAAAAAAGAACUGAAUAAUGGAUUUUGUUUCCAAAUGUACCUUUGCACCAAAAUCUAUUGGACACAAAUUUUAACCCGGAAUUGAGCUAUUUAAAAGUCAGCAAAGUAGGACGUCAAAAAAAUGAUUGUCUUUGUCUAAUCGGACCAGUGAAAAUGCUCAUCACAGUUUCCCAAAGCCCAAUGUGAUGUUUUCAAAUCAUUGUUUUGUCCUACCAAAAGUGGAAACCCCAAAGAUGUUCUAUUUACUAUUAAAAACCAGCAAAUAUUCACAGUUCAGAAGCUGGAACCAGAGAAUUUUUGGCAUUCUUGCUUUAAAAAUAGCUUAAUUGAUGAGCGAUUAAUCUUCUGUCAGUUGACUAAAUCGGUCGUUGCAGCCCUACAGCCAAUAAUGAAUCACAAAGUAAGGCUGGAACGAAGAGACAGAUUCCUCCUCAUUCAUUAAUACCCUGCAGAUUUGCACCCUCUGCCAAACUCUUAUUGUGGUGUCAGGUUUGUUCACAGGAAGUUCAAUCUUAAAGGAAGAGGCUGGCAUGUUUUAAUUUUUAUUGUCAACAAAUCCCAAUGUGUUAGUCCGUCUAUCAAUACUUUCUGACAUCCUGUCCGAGGCUCUCAGUUCCAAGGAAAUAGUGUAUUUUUUGGGGACUAUUUUAAGCGGCGUAUUAAUCCACAUUUGGCACUUUAGUGAGUAACUGGGCAGUGUAUGUGGCAUUGAAUCAAAAUAAGCUACAGAUUGUAAUGAAGGAAAAUGCCAUUCAGUGCAACAGUGUGGCUCACUGAUGUGGUUUUAAUAUAUAUAUAUAUUUUUUUAAAUAAUGGAGCUCAAUACUUGUGUGUGUAUCAAGUGUUGAUUUCUUGUUAGUUCUGGUCUUUUUGUGGGAUUUGUUGACAGUAAAAUAUAUAAUCAUUUAAACUUGUCUCAUCCCUUUAAUAUAAAACACCCAGCUUCUCUAUGUGACAUGAUUUCUGGGGGUUGAAAAAGUAAGAUUUCAUACUUAACUGGCUGUAAAAAUCUAAAAUUGAUGUAGUUUAAAUUCUUAUGUAGCAUUUACUUCCUUGGUUUGCAGCUGUAGGUUUGUUUACAUAUAAUCUGCAGUAAAGCUUUGAGUGACACUUCCACAGAACCUGUGGGGGAAAAUGAGCCACGCUUUCCCACCAGAGAAGUCAACCUCGCCACGACUUUAGGAAUGUCAAAGCCAUGUGUUUAUUCUUUAUUUCAUUUAUUUUAUGGAAUAAAUAAUUGUGUACCCUGA